UUGAACUUGAGUGGGGAUAUCCUCAUUCCUCCAUAGCUCAGAGGCGGUGGAGAGAAAAAGCUGGGGGCGUUGAUGGCUUCUUCUAAUUUUCUCAGCACUCUUCUUCUUCUUCCUCUAUCCCUGUACACCGCCCUCUCUCUGGUUCCCGCCGCCGAAGCGGGGCCCAAGGUGCCAGCGCUCUACGUGUUCGGCGACUCGACUGCUGACGUGGGCAACAACAAUUUCUUGCCUGGGGCUCAGGCGAAGGCCAACUUCCCCCACUACGGGCUGGACUUCCCUCUCUCAAGGCCCACUGGCAGGUUCAGCAACGGCUACAACGGCAUUGAUUUCUUGGCCAUGCAUAUGGGCUUCAGGAGGAGUCCUCCACCCUUUCUUUAUGUUGCAAGUAAGAUUAGUAUGAAUCGAUUAAAGGGGGUAAAUUUUGCUUCAGGAGGUUCAGGGAUAUUAGACUCCACGGGGAGUACUAUUACGAUGACAGAGCAGAUACGACAUUUUAGAACAAUACAAUCAAAUCUUUCCAUGAGAAUGACAAUUGAUGCAAAAAACCUUAUGCUCUCUAAAUCCAUAUUUCUCAUUAGCACUGGAGGCAAUGACAUAUUUGGCUACUUCUCACAAAACAAGUUUCCUAAUGCUACUCAAAAACAGCUAUUCAUAGCUACUCUUGUCUCAGCUUGUCAGGGCCAUCUGGAGGAAAUGUACAACCUUGGUGCAAGGAAAUUCGCGAUAGUUGAUGUCCCACCUAUUGGAUGUUGUCCGUAUCCGAGAAGCCUAAACCCUACAGGUGGUUGCAUCGAGGCAUUAAAUGAUUUGGCUCUAGGAUUCAAUAAGGCUAUAAAAGUUCUCUUACAGAACCUGAGUUUGAACCUUAGAGGGAUGAAGUAUUCAAUUGGAAGUUCUUAUGAGGUCGUUUCGAACAUAAUUAAGAAGCCAUAUGCACUUGGUUUCAAGGAGGUGAAGACUGCAUGCUGUGGAUCUGGGAAAUUUAACGGCGAGGGUGCAUGCAUGCCCAAUGCUACUUAUUGUUCUGACCGCCGAGGUUACCUAUUUUGGGACAUGCUACAUCCAACACAUGCUACAUCCAAGUUAGCAGGCUUUGCGAUCUACCAUGGGUCACUGCAGUUUGCUGCACCUAUUAAUAUUAGGCAGUUGGUUGAGGCUAGUAACUGAAGAAGGUAGCUCAUGUACUUAAACAUGUACUUAGUGCUGUUUGUGGAUUUUGGGUGAGGUAGUGCUUGUUGUAUUUCUGUAAAAAAAGAUUUUAGAGAUUACUUAUUGUAUUUUAGUCUUUAUUGUUGUCGAUAUGUAUGUGUUAUUUUUUUCAUUUCUUGCUGAAGUAAGAAAGGGCGUACGAGUUA
Messenger RNA from Asparagus officinalis (garden asparagus), 1355 nucleotides. Its product is annotated as GDSL esterase/lipase At5g55050-like. Gene Ontology annotation, molecular function: hydrolase activity, acting on ester bonds. NCBI's taxonomy places the organism in Eukaryota, Viridiplantae, Streptophyta, Magnoliopsida, Asparagales, Asparagaceae. The record is from RefSeq and is a predicted model, not a curated record. Bases 73 to 1167 code for a protein of 364 amino acids. The transcript has 5 exons.